AUGCCGGUGGAGCACGGCAAGACGUACUUGCUCCGGAUCAUUAACGCGGGGCUCACCACCGACAUGUUCUUCGCCGUCGCUGGGCACCGCCUCACGGUGGUCGGCACCGAUGGCCGCUACCUCAAGCCGUUCACCGUCGACAACAUCAUGAUCUCCUCCGGGCAGACCAUGAAUGUGUUCCUCGAGGCCAACCGCGCCACCAACGGUUCAGGCGACAACAGCCGCUACUACAUGGCUACGAGCCCGUUCUUCACCAACGCAGGACUACUCCCGUACGACGAAAAAAUCACCACGGCCAUUCUGGAGUACACGGACGCGCCACCCUACACGGGGCCACUGGACUCCCCCGACUUGCCGGGCGUCCACAAUGUCGCCGCGGCGACAGCGUACACAGCGCAGCUGCGGUCCCUGGUCACUAAGGAGCACCCGAUCGAUGUGCCAAUGGUGGUCGACGAGGACAUGCUCGUGACAAUCUCCGCCGGCACCCUGCCCUGCGAGGCCAACAAGACAUGCGGCGGCCUAUUAGGCGGCCGCAUCGCGGCAAGCCUGAACAACAUCAGCUUCGUGGCGCCGGCCGUCGACAUCCUCGACGCGUACUACGACUCCAUCAGUGGCGUGUACGAGCCGGACUUCCCCGACAGGCCGCCCUUGUUGUUCAACUUCACCGCCUCCAAAUUGCCGCAGGAGCUCCAGCUCAUGAAGCGGGGCACCAAGGUGAAGGUGUUGGAGUACGGCACCGUGGUGGAGGUGGUGUUCCAGGACGCCCUCACCGCCGAGAGCCACCCCAUGCACCUGCACGGCUUCAGCUUCUACGUGGUGGGCCGAGGGUUCGGUAAAUUCGACAAGGACAAGGACCCGGCCACAUACAACCUGGUGGAUCCGCCGUACCAGAACACCAUAUCCGUGCCCCCUGGCGGCUGGGCUGCAAUGCGCUUCCGUGCCGCAAAUCCUGGUGUGUGGUUUAUGCAUUGCCACUUCGAUCGUCACAUGGUGUGGGGGCAUGAACACUGUGUUCAUUGUGAAAAAUGGCAAAACCCCAGACUCUCAAAUGAUGGCACGUCCUCCUAA
Miscanthus lutarioriparius is the source of this 1068-nucleotide messenger RNA. NCBI's taxonomy places the organism in Eukaryota, Viridiplantae, Streptophyta, Magnoliopsida, Poales, Poaceae. The record is from the annotation of a GenBank genome assembly.